AUGGCUGCCCAACCCGAGAAAGCCUUCGUCUUCGAUAACGGAUGCCGCAUCUCACACGGCCAAGCGCAUAUCAAGAAACCAUUCACCGACGUUGACUUGACAAUGCACGAGCUGUGCUAUCAGAGCACAAAAAAGUUCUCUGGUCAGCUCGGCUUCAUUGAAUUCAACACUGGACUGCGCCUACCGCGUCACAUCCACAUGGACUUGUCCAAGCAAAAAUUGCUGGAUGAACGAAUCAUGGUGCUUCACGGGGUGGGAUUGGUGGAGAUUUGCGGUACGCCAUACGUUGUUGGGCCCGGCUCUCUAGUAGACAUUCCUGGUGGAGUGCCACAUACAUGGACCGCCUGUGCGCCGGGUGUGAAAUUGCCAGAUGGCUCGGUCUCGCCGGGGUCCUUUACCAUGGUUUAUGAAUACGAGGAUCCAACCCAGUUCUUCCCAACGGCAUCGACCAAAGUUGCGAAGAACCCUUCAGAUUAUGUUCCUUUCGAGGGCUCCUAUGAUGAGAUUCGUAUGCCGAUAUUGACCGCAGAAGAAGUUGUUGAUAGAUGUACCAUCGUUUUUGACAAAAAGCUCUCCAAGCUUGAAUUGGCAUAG
Fonsecaea erecta is the source of this 594-nucleotide messenger RNA. RefSeq lists its product as hypothetical. The coding region runs from base 1 to 594 and encodes 197 amino acids. NCBI's taxonomy places the organism in Eukaryota, Fungi, Ascomycota, Eurotiomycetes, Chaetothyriales, Herpotrichiellaceae. The record is from RefSeq and is a predicted model, not a curated record. The transcript has a single exon.